AUCAUCAAUAUUUCAUCGGCGUCAAUAAGAGGCAGCGGCAGCGGGGACAGCGGCUGCGGCAGCACUGCCAGCUCCAGCACAGCCUGCGGCAGAGCCGGCUCUGUUCCUGCCACCACCAUGGACGUCUUCAAGAAGGGCUUCUCCAUCGCCAAGGAGGGCGUGGUGGGUGCCGUGGAGAAGACCAAGCAGGGGGUGACGGAAGCGGCUGAGAAGACCAAGGAGGGUGUCAUGUAUGUGGGAGCCAAGACCAAGGAGGGUGUCGUGCAGAGCGUGACCUCAGUGGCUGAGAAGACCAAGGAGCAGGCCAAUGCUGUGAGUGAAGCGGUGGUCAGCAGCGUCAACACCGUGGCCACCAAGACCGUGGAGGAGGCGGAGAACAUCGCGGUCACCUCGGGAGUGGUGCGCAAGGAGGAGCUGAAGCCACCUGCCCCGCCCCAGGAGGAUGAGGCAGUCAAAGAGGAAGCGGUAGAGGAGGCCAAGAGUUGGGGAGACUAGAGGGCUACAAGUCCGCUGCAGAGGCCGAGAGCAACCCCCUCUGCGUGGAGCCCAGCCCCUCCGGCCACUGCAUGCUAGUCAGUCCUGGAGCGUGACCUUGGGGUGGCCCUUGCUUCCUGGCAGCCCAGGCCCGUCUUCCCAAGCUACACCACCUUCAUCUCUCCCUCACCCUCCCAGCCUCUGUCCUUCUAACCCCACAGAUGCUGCUGUGAAUUCUUUUUAAUGAUUUCAAAUAAAACUCAAGUCCCCACACCUGG
Molecule: messenger RNA, 752 nt
Organism: Myotis myotis
Lineage: Eukaryota; Metazoa; Chordata; Mammalia; Chiroptera; Vespertilionidae
Gene: SNCG
Product: synuclein gamma
Exons: 5
Coding region: 118-495 (125 amino acids)
Biological process (GO): synapse organization; synaptic vesicle endocytosis; chemical synaptic transmission
Cellular component (GO): neuronal cell body; cytoplasm; axon terminus
Molecular function (GO): cuprous ion binding
Source: RefSeq, a predicted model, not a curated record